Molecule: messenger RNA, 763 nt
Organism: Trichobilharzia szidati
Lineage: Eukaryota; Metazoa; Platyhelminthes; Trematoda; Strigeidida; Schistosomatidae
Source: the annotation of a GenBank genome assembly
GGUAUGUAUGUUAAUGUCUUCUCAAUCAACAACAAAUACCAAUUCCACAGAUAACAACAUCAAGGUUAAUUCAAGCCAGACUGAUUCACACACUAGCAAUGAAAGUACUACAAAUUCUUCACAAAAUCAUGACCAAUUAAUUCAUUCAAGAUUAGGCAGUCUUGUCCCAGAAUGUGAUUCAGUCAAAUCGGCUUAUGAUUUAUGCUUUCAAGAAUUUUUUCCAACUUUUCUACAAGGUAAUUUUAUUGCCAAGGAUCCAUGUGCAACAAAGUUAAAAGUUUAUCAGAAUUGUUUACGUGAAGCAUUGAAAACAACAUUCAAUAUGGAUUUAGCUGAAUUGGAUUCUAUUCAAACAGAUCCAGAGACAAUUAGAAAUAUUAUUAAUAAUAGUAACAGUAAUAAUAAUAGCAAAAAAACAAAAUGAAUUUGGUGGGAAAGAUUUAGUUUGUUUUUCUCUUUUUUUUGCGAAUUAAUUUGGUUCGAUUGGGAGGUAGGCCUUCUUUUGUCCUUUCAUUUAGGCGUUGAGUACUAACUACUCAGGUUCUCUUUCUUCUCUAGACUGUAAUGUAUUAUGUAUGCAUGUUGUUGAAGAAUUUAAGCUUGUCAGCUGUUGAUACAUUAAGUGUCAGAGUUUGUGUGUGUGUGUGUUUUGUGGUCAAUACUGCUAUCUCAAAUGAGAUUAGAUUACUUUCUUAUCUUUGUUUAUGUCGCUAGAAUUCAACUAUCAUUCAUACAUUGCUGUUAUUAAAUUUUAUAUAUUUAC